AAAUGGCAAGAUCUAAUGCUCAAAACCUCUUAUCACGUUUUUGCGUUUAGGACUUGGAGUGUGGUGGUCUCGGCACUUUCACCUGUCAUUCCUUCUUCAAUCCUCUCUUCAAUGGCAAGCAUCUCUACAAGCUCUCCCCCAUCCCUUCGCAACUUGAGAUCGGAAUGUUCCUAUUCUUCUUCUCCCGCCUUCACACCCUUGACUCGUGUAUCGUUCCCGGCGAAGAUUUCUCACCUCUCCGGUAAAUCUCCGAACCACCGUGACAGCGAAACGAGAAAAAUAACAGAGAGAAUCAUUACAAGGGUAGUAGACAAGAGGGUCUCUGACGCACCCUUCUCAGAUGCUUCUCCGCCACCUCCACAAUCAAAGGUGAGGAAGCACACGAUUUCGGUAUUUGUUGGAGACGAGAGCGGAAUGAUUAACAGGAUCGCAGGAGUCUUUGCGAGGAGAGGAUACAACAUCGAGUCUCUUGCGGUUGGUCUCAACAGAGACAAGGCUUUGUUCACCAUUGUGGUCUCUGGAACUGAAAGGGUGCUUCAGCAGGUCAUUGAGCAGCUUCAGAAGCUCGUUAAUGUUCUAAAGGUUGAAGAUAUCUCGAGUGAGCCGCAAGUGGAGCGUGAGUUGAUGCUUGUGAAAGUGAAUGCACAUCCAGAAUCCAGGGCACAGAUCAUGUGGCUAGUUGACACAUUCCGAGCCAGAAUUGUAGAUACUGCGGAACAUGCAUUGACUAUUGAGGUAACUGGAGAUCCUGGGAAAAUGAUUGCUGUAGAAAGAAAUUUGAGAAAAUUUCAGAUCAGAGAGAUUGUCAGGACAGGAAAGAUAGCACUGAGAAGGGAAAAGAUGGGUGCAACUGCUCCAUUUUGGCGGUUUUCAGCAGCUUCCUAUCCAGAUCUCAAGGAGCAAGCACCUGCUAGUGUUCUUCUAGGUAGCAAAAAAGGAGCUGUGGUCCCUCCAACCGAAAAAACAACAGGGGGAGAUGUUUAUCCCGUUGAGCCAGCUUCUGACCUAAUGGUACACCGUGUUCUUGACGCUCACUGGGGACUUCUCACGGAAGAAGAUACGAGUGGGCUACGGUCACAUACUCUAUCUUUGCUUGUAAACGAUGUUCCAGGAGUUCUUAAUCUCAUUACUGGUGUUUUCUCUCGAAGGGGAUACAACAUUCAGAGCUUGGCCGUAGGACAUGCUGAAACAGAGGGAAUUUCACGCAUUACAACAGUUGUUCCUGCGACAGAUGAAUCAAUCAGCAAAUUGGUGCAACAACUUUAUAAACUCGUAGAUGUGCAUGAGGUCCAUGAUCUUACUCAUAUGCCAUUUUCUGAAAGAGAACUGAUGCUGAUUAAGAUUGCUGUGAACGCUGCUGCGAGAAGAGAUGUCCUGGACAUUGCUAGUAUUUUCAGGGCAAAAGCUGUUGACGUAUCUGAUCAUACCAUUACAUUGCAGCUUACUGGGGAUCUUGACAAGAUGGUUGCACUGCAAAGAUUGUUGGAGCCCUACGGUAUAUGCGAGGUUGCAAGAACAGGGCGUGUGGCAUUGGCUCGUGAAUCCGGAGUGGAUUCGAAGUAUCUUCGUGGAUACUCUUUUCCCUUAACAGGUUAACAACCCAAUGGCAGAGUAGGAUACAAAAACUGUAUCCGUGGAACAGCAAAAAUGACUUUUGAAGAUAAAAGUUUCAUUAAAUAUUUUAUGAGCCAACCCAAAGGUCUAUAGCUAGAGAGACUGUGUAGAUAUGUUUGGGAACUUUGUUUAUUUUAUAAUUAGCAGAUUUUUGAAUUUUGUGACUUCAUUUCAGUUCCUUUAUUUUGAGAAUAAACUGUUGUUGGGAUUGAUA
Messenger RNA from Raphanus sativus (radish), 1828 nucleotides. RefSeq names its product acetolactate synthase small subunit 1, chloroplastic. Gene Ontology annotation, cellular component: cytosol. Gene Ontology annotation, biological process: L-valine biosynthetic process. Bases 16 to 1596 code for a protein of 526 amino acids. Gene Ontology annotation, molecular function: acetolactate synthase activity; acetolactate synthase regulator activity. Lineage: Eukaryota; Viridiplantae; Streptophyta; Magnoliopsida; Brassicales; Brassicaceae. The transcript has 12 exons. The record is from RefSeq and is a predicted model, not a curated record.